Dissoconium aciculare CBS 342.82 is the source of this 1932-nucleotide messenger RNA. Its product is annotated as leukotriene A-4 hydrol. The transcript has 2 exons. Gene Ontology annotation, molecular function: aminopeptidase activity; epoxide hydrolase activity; metallopeptidase activity. Bases 1 to 1932 code for a protein of 643 amino acids. Gene Ontology annotation, cellular component: cytosol. NCBI's taxonomy places the organism in Eukaryota, Fungi, Ascomycota, Dothideomycetes, Mycosphaerellales, Dissoconiaceae. The record is from RefSeq and is a predicted model, not a curated record. Gene Ontology annotation, biological process: proteolysis.
AUGGUCAUCAGGCCAUUGGCCUCCUCUGCGGUCGAGGCAGCUGCGGCAAGCAUUCAUCCGCCGCGUGAUCCCAACACACUGUCGAACUACAAUGCUUGGAGGACUAAGCACACCACUGCCAAUUUCGAAAUUGAUUUCGAGGCGAAGCGGCUUCGGGGUUUCGUUGAUCUCACGCUCGAGAGCUUGGCCAAGGAGGAAACCACCAUUGUUCUCGACACAAGCUAUCUGGAUGUUUCAUCUGUAGAGGUCGAGGCUGCUGCUGUUGAAUUUGAUAUUGCUUCUUCCAGGACUGGUGCUUACGGCUCACCUCUGACUAUCAAGUUGAAGCAACCAUACGCGAAUGGAGUGACAGUACGCAUCGGCGUCAGCACAACCAAGGACUGCACGGCCUUACAAUGGCUUACUCCGGCUCAGACCAGCAACAAGAAAUUCCCAUAUAUGUUUUCACAAUGCCAGGCUAUCCAUGCUCGAUCACUAUUCCCUUGUCAAGAUACCCCGGAUGUCAAAUCGACUUACACUUUCAACAUCCGUUCGCCGCUGCCAGUGCUGGCCUCAGGUCUUCCUACAGGAGCUCGAGACUUUCUGCCCGGCAAGGACGGCAAAUCCGGAACUCUUCUCUAUACAUUCCAUCAAGAGAUCCCGAUGCCUUCGUACCUGUUUGCUCUCGCCAGCGGUGACCUGGCUUCGGCGUCCAUCGGUCCGCGAUCUGUCGUCUGGACAGGUCCCGAGGAGCUCAAAGCCAGCCAGUGGGAAUUCGAAAAGGACACCGAAGCAUACAUUCAAGCAGCGGAGAAGAUAGUCUAUCCUUACGCAUGGACGACGUACAACGUUCUUGUCCUUCCUCCAAGCUUCCCAUACGGCGGCAUGGAGAAUCCCGUGUACACAUUCGCCACUCCCACGAUCGUCUCCGGCGACCGACAGAACGUUGAUGUCAUCGCGCACGAGCUGAGCCAUUCAUGGUCCGGAAAUCUCGUAAGCAAUGCGAGCUGGGAGCACUUCUGGCUGAACGAAGGAUGGACCACUUAUCUCGAACGCCGUCUCCAAGUUGCCAUCCACGGUGAUGAGAGACAUCGUGACUUUUCCGCCAUCAUCGGUUGGAAAGCUCUCGCCGACUCAAUUGAACAAUUCGGUGAAGACCAUGAAUUCACGAAGCUGAUCCCAAACCUGCGAGGCGAAGACCCGGAUGACGCUUUCUCAAGCAUCCCGUAUGAGAAAGGAUUCACCUUUCUCUACUACCUGGAGAAGCUUGUUGGAAUCAAUAAGUGGGAUACUUUCAUUCCGCACUACUUCACGACUUUCAAGCAGCGUUCGGUAGACAGCUACGAAUUCAAAGCGACCCUUCUUUCCUUCUUCGCCAAAGAUGCAGAAGCCGCUGCCGCGUUGAACAAAGUCGAUUGGGACACUUGGUUCUACAAACCGGGCUAUCCGCCCAAGCCAUCCUUCAACACCGAUUUCGCAGACAUGUGCUACGAUCUUGCCGCGAAGUGGCUCCUUCUCAACGAACAGCAGCAAGACCAAUCGCAAUCGAGCUCGUCCUGGAAACCCAGCGCCUCCGACAUCUCCGACUUCACCGGCAAUCAAAUCGUCGUCUUCCUCGAAUCCCUCCAGACCAACACCACUCCCCUCCACCCCAAACUCGUCAGCCAAAUGGGCGCCAUCUACAAAUUCACCGACUCGCAAAACGUCGAGAUCGUCUCGCGCUACCUCGUCCUUGGCCUCAAAGCACGAGAUGCCGACGUCUACCCCCGCACGGCGGAAUUGCUGGGGCAGGUCGGACGCAUGAAAUUCGUGCGUCCAUUGUAUAGGGGACUCAUCGAUUGCGACGAGAAGCUCGCGAAGCAGACUUUUGAGAAGAAUAAAGACUUCUAUCACCCCAUCUGUCGGGGUAUGAUCGAGAGGAUCUUUAGCGAGAAGGCGCAGGGCAGCGCUUGA